CCGGGUUGGGCCCUGGAUCCUGUGCAGCUGACCCCCAGACCCCCAGGGCCAACCGAGUCCUGGUCUUCAGAUCCCUCCAAUCUCCCUCUUGAAUUUCCCCAUCCACGUCAACAACUUAUGCAUCCUGUGGUUCCUUUCUGGUACACAGGUUCAGCUGGAGAGCUGCCCCCAGGACCAGAUCUUUGGGACAAGCCUGACCAGCAUGAAAGUCAGCCAGAGGUGAUUCCGGUGGUGGAUUCCCAGGAUCAGCAUCCAGAGUCCCCUGAAGAGCUAGAACCACUUCCAUUGAAGCAGGAGGUUUCGUCUCAGCCUCCAGAGCCCCCGGAGUUGGAUGAGAACUACAAAGACCUGCAGGCGGCCCUGGCUGAGCCUUCCUUCACUCCUGAAGAGGCUGAGCCUCCAGUCCAGGAGGAAGCCCCAGCUCCAUCUCCAGCGCACCCUCAGGGGACACUUCCACAUCCCGGGCAGGUUCCCAGUCAGCGUCCAAACCUGACUCAGGUCACAGCUGCACCUGGGGACCUGGACAUUUCCGUACCUCGGCAGCCAGAGCCAUCUGAGACAGGUUUUCCAUCACUGACUCAGAAUUCAGUGGUGACCACCACAAACAACAUAUGUGAGCUCUGUAGCUGCACAGACGAGACGCUGGCAUGUGCUGGUCUCAGCCCAGAGCAGAAGCUCCAGAGUGUGCCCGUGCCAGAGCCCAACGCUCACAAUGGCACCUUCAUGAUCUUGUAAGAACCGCCUCUCUUCAUUUGUUCUCUGCAUCUUGCCUGACCUGGCAGCAUUUUCCUCAAGGACUUCCUGGCCCCUCAUUUCCAUACCCUGUGUUGACUGAUUUUGUUUUUAUCUUUUGUUAAUUAUUCCUUGUCUUCCUUUUCCUUCUUAAUAUUGUUCUCCCUUCUUCAUUCUUUUACUUGUAAUUGCCCUUAUUCUUUUUCCUUACCCACUUUUUUUAGUUCUGUCAUUUAAGUCUUUAACCUCUAUUCUACCAUUUUCCUAUCAUUUUUAAUCCAUCUUCUU
Molecule: messenger RNA, 1020 nt
Organism: Manis pentadactyla (Chinese pangolin)
Lineage: Eukaryota; Metazoa; Chordata; Mammalia; Pholidota; Manidae
Product: leucine-rich repeat-containing protein 37A-like
Exons: 2
Coding region: 118-735 (205 amino acids)
Source: RefSeq, a predicted model, not a curated record